AUGGGGGCCAUGGUGCCUCGCAUGCUGCUCCUGAUGCUGGUGGCCGCCCUAGCCCCGACCCAGACCCACGAGGGCUCACACUUGCUGCGGUAUUUCUCCACUGCUGUGUCCCGACCCGGCCUCGGAGAGCCCCGGUUCAUUAUCGUCGGCUACGUGGACGACACACAGUUCGACGCGGAGAAUCUGAGGAUGGAGCCGCACACGCCUUGGGUGGAGCAGGAGGGGCCAGAGUAUUGGGAGCGGCAAACACAGAGAGCCAAGUUCAAUGAGCGGGUUUACCGAGGGAACCUGAGGAACCUGCUUGGCUACUACAACCAGAGCGAGGGCGGCUCUCACACGCUCCAGUGGAUGUAUGGCUGUGACAUGGGGUCGGACGGGAGCCUCCUCCGCGGGUAUAAUCAGCUCGCCUACGACGGCCGCGAUUACAUCACCCUGAACGAAGACCUAAAAACGUGGACCGCAGCGGACAUGGCAGCGCAGAUCACCCGACACCAGUGGGAGCAGACUGGUGAAGCAGAGAGACAGAGGGCCUACCUGGAGGGCAGAUGUGUGGAGUGGCUCCGCAGAUACCUGGAGCUCGGGAAGGAGACGCUGCUGCGCACAGAUCCCCCAAAGGCCCAUGUGACUCAUCAUCCCAGAGCUGAAGGUGAAGUCACCCUGAGGUGCUGGGCCCUGGGCUUCUACCCUGCUGACAUCACCCUGACCUGGCAGUUGAAUGGGGAGGAGCUGACCCAGGACAUGGAGCUUGUGCAGACCAGGCCUUCAGGGGAUGGAACCUUCCAGAAGUGGGCAUCUGUGGUAGUGCCUUCAGGGGAGGAGCAGAGUUAUACUUGCCAUGUGGAACAUGAGGGGCUAUCGCAGACUCUCACCCUGAGAUGGGGAAAGGAAGAGCCUCCUCCAUCCACCAACUACAACAUGGUGAUCAUUGCUGUUCUGGGUGUCAUUGGAGCUGUGGCCAUCAUUGGAGCUGUGGUGGCUUUUGUGAUGAUGAGGAGGAGAAACACAGGCAAGGACAGCUCCCAGAGCUCUGAUAUGUCUCUCCCAGAAUGUAAAGCAUGAAGACAGCAGCCUGGAGUGGACUGAGUGACAGACAGUGUGUUGAGGUCUCUCCUGUGACGUCCAGAGCCCUCAGUUCUCUUUAGACAACAGUGUCUGAUGUUCCCUGUGAUCCUAUGGGCUCAAUGUGAAGAACUGUGGAGCCCAGCCUGCCCUGCACACCAGGACCCUGUCCCUGCACUGCCCGUGUUCCCUUCCACAGCCAACCUUCCUGGUCCAGCCAAACACUGGGGACAUCUGCAUCCUGUCAUCUCCAUGCUGCCCUGAGCUGCAGCUCCUCAUUUCCACACUGAGAAUAAGAAUCUGAAUGUGAACUUGAUUGUUAACAUCUUGACCUGAGGGUAGAUUUCUUGUUAAGUUAAUGGAUUGAUAAUACUUAGAUUUUUUUUGAAGAAAUAAAUGGCAGAUACAGAACCUUCCAGAA
Grammomys surdaster is the source of this 1480-nucleotide messenger RNA. Its product is annotated as H-2 class I histocompatibility antigen, D-D alpha chain-like. Gene Ontology annotation, molecular function: peptide antigen binding; signaling receptor binding. Gene Ontology annotation, biological process: antigen processing and presentation of endogenous peptide antigen via MHC class I via ER pathway, TAP-independent; antigen processing and presentation of endogenous peptide antigen via MHC class Ib; immune response. Gene Ontology annotation, cellular component: external side of plasma membrane. Bases 1 to 1059 code for a protein of 352 amino acids. The transcript is spliced from 7 exons. The record is from RefSeq and is a predicted model, not a curated record. Lineage: Eukaryota; Metazoa; Chordata; Mammalia; Rodentia; Muridae.